UAAUGAAGGGUCAAUAAACACCAAGUCGUUUUCCUAAAAUAAAUUAAUUUGAAACUCAAUUCUCUCAUUUAUCAUUAAGCAAUUUCUAAGAAUAAAAACAUAAUCCUUCAAUUUGUAAAGGAAUGUUGAGUAUGAUUAAUCCUAAACCUCCUUGUGAAAAUAAGAAAAUAAAAUAAUCUAGUAUAUAUAAUAAUGAAUAGGUUAAUUCGAAUAGAAAGCACAUUGUUUAAAAAGAUGUCCAUUAGAAGAAGGUACAAGUUUUGAUUUAGAUUUAUCUGUGUUUAAAAUACGUCCUUGUUAAAGACAAUGUGAACAUAAUUAUAAAUAAUGUCCAUAUUUCCAUUCAGAAAAUGAUUUAAGAAGACCUGGAACAUAUUACAAAGCAGAAUUAUGUCCUUAUAAAGUAGAAUAAAAAGAAUGUCCUCAUGGUUAUAGUUGUUGUAAAGCACAUAAUUAAUACGAAUUAUUAUAUUAAGAAGAUAAUUAUCGAAAAUUAUUUUGUCCUUAACCAUAAAAUUGUUGUUUUGGUAUGUAUUGUCCUUAUGCUCAUUUUGAAAAGGAUAUUAAAUGUGAAUUGAUACAUUUAUAUUAACAUGAUUAGGAUUAUUUUAUGUUUCAUUACAAAACGAUUGCUUGUCCAUAUACAUUAUUUAAUCAUAAUUUAGUAAUCUAUAAUUUAAUUAGGUCAACUUGUGAUUAUUAUCAUAAUGAGAGUGAUAAACGUAGAAAAGUUUAAGAUAUCCCUUAUUAAUCUUAAUAGUGUCCAAAUUGGAUGUAAAAUAAAAGUUGUUCUAAUGAAUGUUUAUUAUGUCAUUCUAUCUUUGAACUUUAUUUUCAUCCUUACAUAUAUAAAACUUUUGAAUGCACAUAGUAAAAUUGUUAUCGAGAUAUUUGUCCAGGAUAUCAUGAUGAAAAUGAUUAAAGGUAAGAUAUUUUUAAUAUAAUUAAAGAUAAUUAAAUCCAUUAGUUAGAAAUGGAAUCAUGAAAAUAGUUCCAAAAAAUAGAUUUGAAGAGAGAUAACCAAAAACACAAACUAUUAAAUUUCCAAGUAUAUAUUAAUGA
Paramecium pentaurelia is the source of this 1062-nucleotide messenger RNA. The record is from the annotation of a GenBank genome assembly. NCBI's taxonomy places the organism in Eukaryota, Ciliophora, Oligohymenophorea, Peniculida, Parameciidae.